CACUUUGUUGUUUUGAUAGAUGUGCCAUUUGUACGGACAGACCAUGCUAGGACAAGUGUCCUGUCAAGAUAGAGAAACUGGUUCUGACAACUCACAAAAAUAACAGAAGUCAUAUGAAGGAAAACGUAGUUCAUUAAAAUGAUUGUGCUAAUGUUGUUUAUCUUCUCCUUGGCGACUGCUUUACCAAAAGGUAGCAAAACCGAGCAAAAUUUAAAAAGCUUACUUCAAACUGUGCAUAACCUUGAUGAAGAGAAGCCAGAGACCAAAGUGCAACCGGAAGCUACAGGUCCGAACAAAAGUGAGCCCAAAUUCUCGUCGCCCGCUGAAAAACUGAAAUGGAGGCUGAAUAAUGCUAGAAAGAAACUGAGCCUCGCUAAGGAGUACCUGAAACUAGCAGAGAAAUUCUCUAAGAAGGAGAAAGACACGCAGAGUUCAGCCCAACAGGAGUCUGUGAGAAGUAUCAUUAGCAGAGCAGAGAAACAAGUGCUGCACUCAGGAGAGAAGAUGGGACUAUCCUACAUACACUAUAAAAGAAGCACACACCCAAUAUAGUAAAGAAAAGUAUAUUGAUUAUAUGUAUGUCUGUCUGUUUAUCAGCCUGCCUCACUCUUGCCUUUCUCUCCCCGCCUGCCGUCCUGCUUGCCCAACGCCUGCGUGCCUCUGGCUGUUAUAGUCUGUCUGUCUAAAUAACUGUCUGUCUGUCUAAUUUGUUACGGUAUUUUAUAGAGGUAAUAAAAAUCCAAGUUUUCAUGG
This is a messenger RNA of Actinia tenebrosa (Australian red waratah sea anemone), 753 nucleotides long. RefSeq lists its product as uncharacterized. Lineage: Eukaryota; Metazoa; Cnidaria; Anthozoa; Actiniaria; Actiniidae. The record is from RefSeq and is a predicted model, not a curated record.